AUCCCUCACCUCCUCUCCUCACCGUCCUCCUCCCCUCUUCCCUAUUCACCUCUAAUUAGCUGAUAUCGACGUCGGCUUGGAUCCCGCCGCCGAGCAGCGCCAUCAUCCAUAAUGUCGGCCAGCACAUUGCCCGCGUCGAACAUGCCGUCGCCAUCGCAGAUACAGCGGGAGUACUCCAAUCUGCGCGAGAUACGCAGACGCUCCGUCUCGACCGAGAAGGGCUCGCUCAUGGUCGACCCGGAUCUUCCAGAACUCUCCCCCACCAGCACUUCUCCCAUCGGGCAACAGGGAUACUGGUCCGAACCCACGGUACCCGAGGUCUUUUCCCCCGUGAGUGAAGAGGCAAAGGUUGCAGAAGAGGCAAUGGAUGAUCCGACCAACCUCUUCUGGGUGCCUGCGCAUCUUCACCCCGAGCUUGCGCCAGGAGAAUUCCGCGCGUUUCUCAAGGCGCAUACACGCUCUCUGCCACAGAAUGAUAUCCCCGCCUCUCCGUUGUCACCGUCGACACACUCGCAGACGACCGUCGCAGGCUCUGGACUCGGACGGAAAAAAUCCAUGCUCUCACGACAGUAUCAGCCUAAGGAGAACGAUGGCGUCGAGAAUGAGCCUGUACCACUACCAUCGCGUAUGGCGAGCGGUAGACGGAAUCGGAACAGCAUUUUUCGCGAGAACGAUGGGCCACAGUUGACGAUCGAUGACCUACAAAAGCUCGAGGAGCUUGCGGAGGAAGCGAGUAAGAGUGAUGAUCCGAGCAAGCUGAGAAGUGUGUUGAGACGUAGUUUGAGUUUGAACGUUGCUCCUGCUUUCCUCGAUACUGUCGAUGAUAUCGCCGAACUCGAUGAAGCCGAUGCCCCUAUUAUCGUGCCUCGUCCCGGCCAGACCCUUCGCCGUGCCGCGCGCACCAAGAUCCGUAAGGCGAAUCUCCCCGGUGAUGGGGGCGGGCAUCGAUUCCCAGCCACGAGGAAGACUCGCAGAACGAGUGCGGGAAGGUCUACUGAGGACGCAACAAGCGAGAGACCGAUCAGCUACUCGGACGAGACGGCUAUAUUUGACAGCUACGGUGCUGCCUCUCCUGAUAUCUCAGAUGAGGGGCAUGGCGACUUUGAGUCCAAUCCUCCCUCUGAGUUGGACCAUGAAGUUCAGGUCAUCGCUACUCCCGCACUACCGAUUGAAGUCCAACCUCCGACACCGCCCCAGCCACAGGAAGCCAGAGCCCCGGCUCUCGUCCAUCCAACGCCUCAACGUCACCUCGCAAUACCUUCUCCGAUAUCUGUCGCCACUCAGCCCGCGCGCACUCCUUCACCCGUCUCGCCCCACCACCCUUCCGCCUCCCCUCCCGAAAGUCCGAAAUCGGCUGUGGAACCUACUAGCCCAACCGCGUCCCUCGCGACGAGUCAAGAGACGAGCUCCACCACUAUUCAUGUACCGUCUACGCCAACUGCGAGCACGUCGACGACUACCCUCGUGCAUCCGGCACACGAAAAGCAUGAACCACAUCCGCAUGCUGCUGGUCGUUCAGCACCGGCGGCAUCUCCCACAAAACCUGCAUUCCACGUUACCCCUCCGACAAAAGAGAAGAAAGGCGGCUUGUUCUCGAAGAAAAAAGACAAUCAUAAGUUGUCCAAGAGCAAGCAGUCUGACAACGCGUCUGUCAAAUCAUCUGUCUCGGAACGAGAGAAGGAGAAGGAGAAAGAAGGUUUCUUCGGCUCCCUAUUUGGCGGGAAGAAGAAAGCGGAAGAGUCCCCGCAUGCUGGCGGGCUCUUUUCCGGUGGAGGCGCGGGGCAGGCAGCCGCUGCGAAACUCUUGGGUGCGUCGAAGAGCGGGAAGGAUAUGCAUAGACCAACGAGUCCGGGCCCUGGUGGAUUGAAUAACUUUUCCCGAUACCCUAUACAUGUGGAACGUGCGGUUUAUCGCUUGAGUCAUAUCAAGCUGGCCAGCCCGAGGCGGCCACUCUACGAACAGGUACUUAUCAGCAAUCUUAUGUUCUGGUAUCUUGGUAUCAUAAACCGGCCUGCGGGUGAAGAUCCCCCUCCCAAGAAAGCGAAAGAAGAAAAGGAAGAAGCACCUCCGACACCGGAACAUCGUCCGCAAAGUGCCGGCACCCCCGGCAAAGAACCAUCUGAACGCGAUUCCCUCCUCAAGAGAGGCAACAGUUUUGGAAGACAAAGUUCACCACCUCAUCCUAUACCCCAUAGUCCUCCGCACGCCGCAACCCUUCGCUCCUCAUCCCCACCUCCACCAGUCGCCAACCAUGCUCCCCCCAAAGCGGCGGGGAGUCUCAACCACAAUCAGCGCUCUGCAGAGAUGCCGAUCCGCUCGCCGCAAUACGAGGUCCAACAUCGUAUGAUUGCACAAGGUCAAGCGGCUCCAGGACAUGAGGGCAUGUCCCGCCCCGGUAUGCCAAAUGGACAACAUCCUGGUCAAUCAAGGCAGCCUCAGCCAGGACAACCGGGUGCUCAUUCCGGCAUGCCAGGAGGCUCAGCUGGUCGACCUCGUACGGGCUCACCGCCUCCCGGAGCGAUGAAUCCUUUUACGGAAUCACAUCCCCAAUUCGCCCAAGGAGCAGAAAGCCGCCCACCAAUGGAAGGUCGUGCCCCUCGGGAAGGCCGGGGAACAACACCCGAAACUCGUGUUCUCUCCCCACGGGGCCCAGAAAGCUUGGGUCGUGGACCGCCUCCCCAAGGGGCAAAUCUUCCUAAUGGUCAAGCUCCAGCUGGACCGAUUCCUCCCGGUGCCCAUCCUUCCCUGGUACCACAGAAUCCCGCGGUGGUAAUGCGCCGCGACGAACUAGUUCUGCAUCUGCAACCCCACCGUCCGACAAUGGCCGCCCUGAGCGAGCGCAACCGCCACCUGGCGUCCGUCCAGGUCCCGGCGGUCCUGGCAUCCCAAUGCCACCUGGACCGCAUCGCGGUCCCAGCCCUGGCACUGGUGGCAUCCAGCCUGGUCAGAUAUUCCGCCCUCCACCUGGCCCCGGAUUUCCUGGUCCGCCUGGACCUGGCAGACCUCCUGCGAUGUCGCCACCCCCCGGUUGGAACCUACCGCCUGGAGCCAUGCCUCCUCAACAAGCAUGGAUGA
Dacryopinax primogenitus is the source of this 3075-nucleotide messenger RNA. RefSeq lists its product as uncharacterized. The transcript is spliced from 5 exons. The record is from RefSeq and is a predicted model, not a curated record. Gene Ontology annotation, cellular component: cytoplasm; cell septum. NCBI's taxonomy places the organism in Eukaryota, Fungi, Basidiomycota, Dacrymycetes, Dacrymycetales, Dacrymycetaceae. Gene Ontology annotation, biological process: positive regulation of G2/M transition of mitotic cell cycle; establishment of cell polarity. Bases 112 to 3075 code for a protein of 987 amino acids.